AUGGUUCUCAAGAUCCACGGCACCCCUUACGCCUCCUGCACCAAGCGCGUUUUGACCGUCGUCGAGGAGCUGAAGAUCCCACACGAGCUGGUCCUCGUCGACGUCGAGAACCGAGCGCACAAGAGCCCCGAGCACCUAGCGCACCAACCCUUCGGCCAGAUCCCUUACAUCGAGGACGACGGCUUCGAGAUUUUCGAGUCCCGGGCGAUCUCCCGCUACCUCGCGCUCAAGUACGGGGGCAUCGGGAAACUCAUCCCCGCGCAGAGCGACGUCGAGGCCACUGCGAAGUUCGAACAGGCUGCUAGCGUGGAGGCUUUCGACUUUGAUCCGCUGGCGACGAAAAUCGUAUGGGAGGCCGUCUUCCAUCCCGGCCUCGGGCUGCCUUCUGACACCGCGGCCGUCAAGGCGCAGACGGCUCUGCUUGAAGGCAAGAUGGACGGGUAUGAGGCUCUGCUCUCCAAGACGAAGUUCCUAGCCGGGGAUGAGGUAUCGUUGGUCGACCUCUUCCAUCUCUCGUACGGGAGUUAUCUCAGGGACGCGGGUCUCGACUUCCUAGAAUCUCCCAGGUGGCCUAGCGUUGCUAGAUGGUGGAAGGAAAUUUCAUCCCGCCCGUCCUGGGUGAAGGUGAACGUACCGUUAGUGUUCUGAUGCACGAGGACACAUAAUGGUCAUUUAUGUGACGAAGGUACACUGCGAUGAGAUUGGCACUUGAAUGAGCGUGGCUUUAGGAGAGACAUGUGUUAGUGAUUGAUGGACUCCGAGUCCCUCUGAAGCUCCAGGUUGAUGACCCAAAGCGACCUCGUCAGGCAGUAGAAUCCGCAGCUCAGCUGGCAGAGCAUUACAUCCGCGUGAUGUUACCGGGCAUGUGUACCGUAACGCACGCGCACCGGCACUAAUUACGAUGACGCAGGUCAUACGCGCUGCUCGCGUCCAACAGCCUCGAUGCAUGGCCAUACCGCAGCCGCAGAACUGGUCGGAGCGGCGGUCGAUGGGAGAUUCUCCGCCACUCACGCAACGAGCGACCCCAAGACGAGCGUCAACUCCAACACCGGCAGUGGGGACCUGUCCAGGGCCUUACAUGUACUGCUGUCGAUCCACGUCCCGCCCUAUUCCUUAAACGUCUCGGUAGGACUCGGAGUGGGGUUCAGAUGAGAGCGAAAAUGAGCUUAGAGUGCGCCUUUAUUGCACACUACUUUACGGGCUAAGAUUAUUGUUACAUAGGCGAAAACCGAUACUAGUUGUACAUCAGGGUCAGAGCCG
Messenger RNA from Dichomitus squalens LYAD-421 SS1, 1260 nucleotides. Its product is annotated as glutathione S-transferase. Gene Ontology annotation, molecular function: glutathione binding; glutathione transferase activity. Bases 1 to 648 code for a protein of 215 amino acids. The record is from RefSeq and is a predicted model, not a curated record. The transcript is spliced from 4 exons. Lineage: Eukaryota; Fungi; Basidiomycota; Agaricomycetes; Polyporales; Polyporaceae. Gene Ontology annotation, cellular component: cytoplasm.